AUGCCUCGAAUACCGAGAGUAGGUGCUUUUGCCUCGCUACCAUCGGCCGUUGUCCCCGUUAACCGAGUUCCCUUCGUCGCCCGCGCCACUUUCUCAACCUCCACCCCCGUCAACGCUCUCGAUAGCAAGACACAAUGGAUCCGAAAGCAGCUGUGGAAAGGCGAGGCUCCUGGUGCUGAGGAUCCCUACACUCAACGUCCGGAGCCUGAGCCCACGAGCUUGCCUAACGAGGCCCUGGAAGCGUCACAAAGCGACCGCAGACCUGGCGCUGUUCGCAACACCCGCCUGGUCCUGCCCCCCACCCAUUCCGAGGCUUUGACCGAGAAGGAGAUCGAGUCCGUCGCUACUGAUUAUAUCCCUGCGACAACAAUUGAGGAUUUGGAGGAAAUCGAGCCUCUUAAGACAUGGUGGGAGCAGCCCGGACAUUGGGGUGAGGAGAGCGAAUUCCAGGGUUUCGGCAAGGCAGUAAAGGUGCAGGAUCAGGCGGUUUUGGAGGUUUACCUGCGUCAGGCUCUGGUCGAGUCGCUUUCAUACCAGCAGCGAGGUCUCCUUGAGGAAUAUGCGGCCAAGAAGUGGCCCAUGGGCAAAAGAUCCCACCUGGACCGAACACUAGCCGUCAGUAUUCGAUUCGAGAAUAAUGGCCAGCCUAUGUUGAACACUCACUUCCGAGUUGUUACUGAGGAGCUCAAGGCUAGGCCUGACGAGGAGAGGGUUGAGAUUUCACCCGAGGAGGCCAAGGAAAUGCUUAAUGCUUUGGACCCCUCAUGGAAGAAGGCCUCUCUGGGCAACGACCACCUCAAGUUCGCCAUUCGCAAGCGUCUCUACCAACUCACCGGCCAUUUUAUCCCCGACGUGAAGCUCGCCGCAGCCAACACCCCCAAGGAACUGAUCACCGUCGCCCUAACCAUCAACAAGCGCGGCAAGAAGCUCGCCGAGGUUCUCGAGGAGCAGAAGGGCUUCUCCAAGCUCCAAAAUGUCACAGUGCACAGCCGGAGAGUCACACCCAUCGACCGCGAGGUCUCAGUUGGUCGAUGGAAGGUCAUUGAGGAGGAGUUGCGGAAGCGUGAUCUGCCUGUUACUGGAACAGGGGGAUACGGUAAGAAUAAGGAGCGGGAUUGGUUGACUGGUAAGGCUUAA
Molecule: messenger RNA, 1137 nt
Organism: Fusarium coffeatum
Lineage: Eukaryota; Fungi; Ascomycota; Sordariomycetes; Hypocreales; Nectriaceae
Exons: 2
Coding region: 1-1137 (378 amino acids)
Cellular component (GO): mitochondrion
Source: RefSeq, a predicted model, not a curated record